Molecule: messenger RNA, 2013 nt
Organism: Salmo salar (Atlantic salmon)
Lineage: Eukaryota; Metazoa; Chordata; Actinopteri; Salmoniformes; Salmonidae
Product: fibronectin type III domain-containing protein 7-like
Molecular function (GO): protein binding
Source: RefSeq, a predicted model, not a curated record
AUGGAGUCGUUACUCCGGCGCCAGCUCUUCGCCCAGUUCCGCGGCAACUCCGUAAAGGGCUCUGUCAACUCUCUCUCCCCCAAUACGGUGUACACCAUGCGGGUCGAGGCCAUGGAUAAAACCGGAAACGUCCUGAGCUGCGCAGAGUUGGAGAGGAGCUCAUGCCCCGAGGUACCAACCAUUGAGCAGGCCUACUCCAAGCAGAGCAACAGCAUCACCAUGGAGUUCACUGAGGUGUUUGGGGCUAGUGGCUACAUCCUGCAGGCCAAGUCUGAGGUGGGAGAAUUAUUUUCAGAGACCGUGGUGACCAGCUCCCCAGGCACGGUGCUGCAGUUGCAGCCAUACACAGACUACACCCUCAGUGUCAUGUCUGUCAACAGUGGGGGACACAGCCAGCCCUCAGCACCCGUCCAGAUCAGAACAGUGGUGGUGGCCCCAGAGCUCAACUCAACCUCUCCCAGUAAUGACACCAUCUUGGUGACCUGGUCUCCGGUAGACCAUGUCAUCCUCUACAUCCUCUGCAUCAUCAGGGAAGGCUCCGACUUCCGCCUCAAACUCAACACCAGCAAUCCCUUCAUGAACUUUGAUGAACUGGAGCCCGGCACCACCUACUGCAUUAAGGGCACGGCAUGGGACCUGGACGGUCGCCCCGGAGACGACCUCACUGUGUGUCAGAUCACCCUUAAGCAUGGCAAUUGGGUGUUUGGUCCUCUCAGCCCUGAAGCCAUCCAGGUGUUGUUGACCCAAGGCACGUCUGUGGAGUUGUCAGUCUACUGGCAGACGGUGCGUGGUGCGGAUGACUACUUGGCCAAGACCUCUACUGGUCAGAACUGCUCUGCCUCAGAGAGGUACUGUAUCAUCAGUCCACUGCGCUGCGGGCAGAACCACCGUGUGACUGUUACUGCCGAGAACAGUGCUGGACGCAGCAACCCCUCUGACCCUGAGGACUUCAUCACAUUCCCGUGCACUCCGGAGCGUAUCUGGGUAGAGGAGCGCGAGGCAGGCAGCUGCUCGAUGGAGUGGACCGAGAUGCCCCUGGUGGAUCACUACAUGGCCUUCAUCAAGAGAGACGACGGCGCUGAGGAGCUCUGUAAUACCACCGACACCACCUGUCAAUUCCACUGCAUGUGUGGGUACACCUACCUCACCACCGUGUUCGCCUACAACCAUGCUGGGUCCAGUCCUCCAGGAGAAGUGUUGAACUAUACUACUAUCCCAUGUUGCCCAGAGGAUGUUACCAUAGCACUGGUGUCCACGGAAACCCUGGAGAUCAUGUGGUCAUCGGUGCGAGGGGCGGAGCUAUACGAGACGAUGGCGGGGGAGAUUGAUGAAGUCAUCCACUGUAAGGACACGGCGCCUGUGUGUGCUCUGUCUGACCUGCGCUGUAACACACAGUACAGUGUGGUGGUGACACCAUGCCGCGAGAUACAAGGCUGCAACCACACAUGCAAACCUCAUACACAUGAGACAGCUCCCUGUUCUCCAGAGAUCCUGAGUGUGUCUCAGAUCAACUCGUCCUCCAAUGUCAGUGUCCUGUACAUGGCCUCCAACACCCUCAACACUACCUACACCAUCACAGCCCUGGGGCUCACCAACACACACACCUGUCAAUCCGUCUCCACCUCCUGUCAGCUCACACAGCUGUCCUGUGGAGCCACCUAUGAUGUUACGGCGUAUGCCAGCACGGCAGUGGGGCGAAGCCUGCCCAGCUACAGCGUGCCCCUGGAGACAGGUCCCUGCUGUCCCUCCACCCUGACAGUAGACCAGGUGACCCAAGCCAUGACCAACAUCACCUGGACCCAUGCUAGAUGGGCAAGCUUCUACGUCACUGCGCUGACAUCAUCGCGGGGAUAUGCCAAGUGCCACACCAUGGACACGCACUGCCUGAUGGGAUGCAUCACCUGCGGGACCAACUACAGCGUGAGCCUGGAGGCCAUCAGCAGGACAGGCCACAUGUCAGAGUGCAGCUAUCAUGGGUUCUCCUCCAGUGGUAGCCCCCUCGGCCCAGCCUGA